This is a messenger RNA of Leucoraja erinaceus (little skate), 3497 nucleotides long. It is a transcript of the gene rnf10, whose product is annotated as ring finger protein 10. The coding region runs from base 370 to 2721 and encodes 783 amino acids. The transcript is spliced from 17 exons. Gene Ontology annotation, molecular function: metal ion binding; transcription cis-regulatory region binding. The record is from RefSeq and is a predicted model, not a curated record. Gene Ontology annotation, biological process: positive regulation of myelination; positive regulation of transcription by RNA polymerase II. NCBI's taxonomy places the organism in Eukaryota, Metazoa, Chordata, Chondrichthyes, Rajiformes, Rajidae.
AUCCGUCUUGCGGGCGCUUGUUGGCGACUUGUCGCCAUCGCUGUGAGGGGUCGCAUCGCAUCGGAUCGGAACGGUCGAGCCGCCUGCCUACCUGCCUCAGGAGCGCGGGGUGGGGGUCACCAGAAGCCACUGGACUCCGUCUACUAACCUCCAAGGGCUUGUUCGGAGCCCAGUUCGUCCCCCACCCCUCCGACUCCGUUUUUCUCUCCGCCCCUGUUCCUUGUUGUUUUAUUUUCGCCAUUUUCCAGACUGGUCACGAUGCAGAGGUCGCCAUGAUGAAGAUUGAAGUCAGGCCUAGUAACGCGAUGCGCUGUGGAAAAUCGGUUGGCACAACCAGCCCGGUCGUUCCCAUUGAGCUGUCGGAAGCUGAUGCUGGAAAAUCCAGAUAUGGAAAAGAAAUCUACACGAUCCGCCUCGGCAGGGCCCAGCAAGGCGCCGCCCCCGGACAGUAAAACCAAACAAGAUGGUAAAUGUGGAAAUGGAUCAAAACGCUACAACAGAAAACGAGACACGACUUUUCCCAAAAAUGAAAAUGUAUGCAACCAGACCAGGCGCUCCAUUCCACAGAAAAGCAAAGCUUUUGACAAGAGACCCCCUGCACGUGGUGCCAACAAAUCCUUUAGCACUUUUGGUAAUGGUGGUAGACGGGAGGAGGUAGCAGAGGUGCAAAGGGCAGAGUUCAGCCCUGCCCAGUUUACUGGUCCUAAGAAGAUAAGCCUAAACCACUUGUUAAAUUUUACAUUUGAACCUCGUGGCCAGUCAGGAUCACAUUAUGAUGGCAGUUGUCACGGACGCUGGGGUAAAAGGAACAGGUGGGGACAUAAACACAAGCCAUUCAACAAGGAGCAGUUUCUGCAAGCCAACUGUCAGUUUGUGGUUUCCGAGGAGCAGGACUACAGUAUUCACUUUGCUGACCCAGAUACAUUGGUGAACUGGGACUUUGUACAGCAAGUGCGUAUAUGUAGUCAUGAAGUCCCCUCGUGCCCAAUCUGUUUGUAUCCGCCCUCUGCUGCAAAGAUUACUCGCUGUGGGCACAUCUACUGUUGGGCAUGUAUUCUUCAUUAUCUAUCCCUGAGUGAUAAGACCUGGGGCACAUGCCCUAUCUGUUAUGAAGCUGUCCAUAAGAAAGACUUAAAGAGUGUGAUUGCCCUGGAAACUCGGCAGUAUAAUGUGGACAAUACGAUGACCAUGCAGUUGAUGCGUAGGGAGAAAGGUACUCUGAUGGUUUUACCCAAAUCCAUGUGGAUGAGAAUUGAACCAAUUCACUUGGGAGUGGAUGAAGAACACCGCCAGUAUUCAAAAUUGCUUCUGGCUUCAAAGCAGCAAGUUAUGCAGCAUGUGAUAGAAAAAGAGAGAGCAGCUCUACUGAGAGAGUUUGAGGAGGAAAAGAAUACACCUGAAUCUUGCUUCAUUGAACUGGCCUUGCAAGAAUUAAAGAAUCGUGAGCAAGAGUUGCUGGGACCUCCAGAGAAGGAUGUUCUUGACACAAUGUUUAAACUUGAGGAACUGACCAUUGAUUCAGACCCUGUUGUAGAGAUUGAUCAUAAUACAUCCGCAGGCGACAAGAACCAACAUGUAUUGGCCUACGCAUCUGCAUUUGAUGAAAUUAUUGAUGAACCACAAGAAGAGGCCAUUGCCAUGUGCUGCACUGCCUUGAAUGAAUCGGUCACUCUUUCAGAAUCAGUGGAUGAUUGUGAAGUAACAGAAGGAGCUUGCGGUGAGACUGAAUGUGGACAAGAUGAAUCAGAACUUUCAGCUGAUGCUAUCAAAGGAAGAUUGUCAACAAACUACUACUAUUAUUUCUACCAGGCGGAGGAUGGACAAUAUAUGUUUCUGAGCCCAGUGAACGUGCGAUGCCUGGUGAGGGAGUAUGGUAGUCUGGAGAACUGUCCUGAACAGAUCACUGCUUCAGUAGUCGAGAUUGUGGGGCAUUCAAUGACAGAGGAUGUACGACACAGACACCGUUAUUUGUGUCAUCUGCCAUUGACCUGUGAGUUUAGCAUUUGUGAGCUGGCCCUGACACCACCUGUGAUUUCGAAAGAAACGUUGGAUGCUUUUGCAGUUGAUCUGGACAGAAGGAAAUGUCUUCGCUUGAAGAAAGCUCGGGAUGAGCGUCGUAGGGAACGUAGGAUUGAAAUGGAAGAAAAUGAAAAGCAAGGCAAAUAUCUAGAAGUACACAUUGGACUGGAAAACUAUCAGCAAUUCCCAGCAUUUGGCGCAACAGAAAGUGCGCAAUUUAUUGUUUCCGUUGCCAACUCUGAUGGUGACUCUCUGCCUUCAAACAGUCUUUCAGCCAGCACAACAACCCUUAGCAGCAGUCCUAAUUCACUGCCAGAAUCAACAUUGAAUCCAUCAGCCCCUGCAUUUAAUCCUGGAAGUCCUUCUCUGUGUGUUGGUAGCAUGGAGGAUGAUGUUCACUUUCCUUCAUUUGCUCAGAUGCUGAAGGAUGGGAAGGCAAAAGCAGAAGUGUGGUCCAAAGUAUCUCCAAGAAAAGCAGAAACAAGUUUGAUGCCUCCAGCAGAUAGUGACGGAGAGAGUGAUAUCUCGGACCGUGUACCUGUACCCAGCUUUCAGAAUUCCUUCAGUCAGGCUAUGGAAGCAGCCUUCCUCAAGCUUGAUAAUGUUCCAGUCCCAGAGCUUUGUGCAGAAGAGAAGAAUGGGAAGAAGAAGAAAAAAAAGAAGAAGCUUCUCUUCAGCACUUCAGUAGUUCAUACAAAGUAACGUAGACAGCCAUUGCCUGCUUUGCCCAUCCAAGCGCCACAGUCAGCCUCUGCCCAUAUUUACAUAAGUUACUGUCUGGGUGAGAGUGUUUUGUUUUUAAUUUGCUGCUGUAGUUUCAGAUACUCAAUCUUGGUUGUUUUAUUUUGGUUGUAUUUCAAAUCCAUAAGGGAUUGGAAAGGGGAUUUUGGUUGAGUGGUUUGUAAAUGACUGUUUGCCUCCUGUUUAUGAUGUAUACAAAUUUAUUACAGUUGUAAAUCAAACCCCAUAACAAAUUCAUGCAUUCGGAUUACUCUGGAUUUUUUUUUUAAUAAAGAAAUCUCCAGUAAAACCCAAGCUUAAUCUGCCACGGUGUGUAGAAUUUCACUGGAGAAUGAAACAAUUGCAUAGCAUUGUUGGCCAUUGUAGAAAUAUUUGGCGUGUAAUUUCUUAGCGCAUCACAAAAUUAGUUGACUGUCCUCUCCCCAUUGCCGAACAAUAUUGCAGUUUUACAAAGUAUCCUUCCGCCUGUUUCCAAAGCGCACCUAAUUGGUCGUAUUCAGAAUAUAGAAUUAGUAGCAGUGAGUUCCUCACCCCGUUCUGUUCGGUGGUAAAACUUAGCGGCUGGACUUCCCCUUUUUGCUUUUGAAGAUUUUACUUAGAAAAGUGGUGUAUCAUUUUAAGAAAGUGGAUGCAAAGCGUCUAAUGAAGUGUUGUGUUCAGCUUUGUUACUUUUACCCUUCACUUUACUUUAAUGCAGCAGCAGAGUAACAGGUACAAUAAAAGACUAUUGUGCACCA